GGAGUUCACAUGAUUCUGCCUCAGCUCAGGAAUGGGUAGCUCCCAGCUGGGGAUUUUCUAGACGAGCUGGGAGGUUUUUUUCAGCAGGAUUGAGAGACGGAGAGUCCGUCCGUCCGUGUGCAGGACUGUCCAGGGACUGCCAAAUUGAGCUGUAGGAGCACAGCUGGUGGAGGUUUAAGGGUAGCGCCUAACCGGAUGGGCUGAAUCAAAGCCGACUUUUGCUAGGUUCUCUCACAGAGAACUCUCAGGGCAGCCAGGGGUGGGGUGGACCUCACUGUUGGCUCCCCACUUCCUCCUCAGCUGGCUGUGAACUUCUCCCUGCCUUCUUUUGCCUUCCCAGGAGGCUCUAGAAAAAGCCAGUGUGGGUAUGGGGCUGGAUAGUUUCCAAACAGACCCACUUGUGGGACAGAAAUCAAUUUAAUUGACCUGUUCUUAAAAGAAAUGAAAUAGAAGAGACAACACCAGUGUGACAAAAAAGCAUCAGGGGUCCACCUACCACCAAUGACCCUGAUACGGACGCAUCACCUUCUGUAAACAAGAUGGCAAGAGAGAGAUUGGCUCCAUCUCCAAGCCCAUGAGGAGCAAGGCCCCUUCUGGCUCAAAGAUGGGGAACAUCACUACAGAAAACUCCUCACUGCCUUGCCCCAUCGACCACACCAUCCACCAGACACUGGCCCCAGUGGUCUAUGUGACCGUGCUGGUGGUGGGCUUCCCGGCCAACUGCCUGUCCCUCUACUUCGGGUAUUUACAGAUCAAGGCGCGGAACGAGCUGGGAGUGUACCUGUGUAACCUGACCAUCGCAGACCUGUUCUACAUCUGUUCCCUCCCCUUCUGGCUGCAGUACGUCCUCCAGCACGACAACUGGUCCUACGGCGACCUAUCCUGCCAGGUAUGCGGCAUCCUCCUCUAUGAGAACAUUUACAUCAGCGUGGGCUUCCUCUGCUGCAUCUCCAUCGACCGCUACCUGGCCGUGGCGCACCCCUUCCGUUUCCACCAGUUCCGCACGCUGAAGGCAGCCGUGGGCGUCAGUGUGCUCAUCUGGGCCAAGGAGCUGCUAACCAGCAUCUACUUCCUCAACCACAAGGAGAUCAUCGAGGACGGGGACCAGCACCGCGUCUGCUUUGAGCAUUACCCUAUCCAGGCCUGGCAGCGCGGCAUCAACUACUACCGCUUCCUGGUGGGCUUUCUCUUCCCCAUCUGCCUGCUGCUGGCCUCCUACCAGGGCAUCCUGCGGGCCGUGCGGCGCAGCCACGGCACACAGAAGAGCCGCAAGGACCAGAUUCAGCGGCUGGUACUCAGCACGGUAGUCAUCUUCCUGGCUUGCUUCCUGCCCUACCACGUGCUGCUGCUGGUACGCAGCCUCUGGGAGAGCAGCUGUGAGUUCGCCAAGAGCGUCUUCAACGCCUAUCACUUCUCCCUCCUCCUCACCAGCUUCAACUGCGUGGCUGACCCGGUGCUGUACUGCUUUGUCAGUGAGACCACUCACAGGGACCUAGCCCGCCUCCGGGGAGCCUGCCUAGCCUUCCUUACCUGCUCUAGGACAAGCAGGGCCAGGGAGACCUACCCUCUGGGUGCCCCUGAGGCCUCUGGGAAAAGUGGGGCCCAGGGUGAGGAACCUGAAUUGUUAACCAAGCUCCACUCAGCCUUCCAGACCCCUAACUCACUGGGAGUAGGAGGGCCCCCCACAGUCGGGUUGGCCUAGCUUGAGUCACAUGUCUGUGAGGCUAAGUUAGGCCUGAGUUUUCACCCACAGGCCUUGUGGUCUGGAGCUUGCAUGGUGGCUGUCUCCCACUUUGCCACCUACAGGUGCCUCUCUCCUCAGGAAGGAAGCAUGGUCUUGGGCCACAGCCAGGUCCCUCUGGCCCCUGGAAGCCUGCUCUGUGUGCUGAGCCCAGGCAUUGCUGAGUGUGCAAUGAACCCUGUCUUCUCCCCGUUCUUGGUGGCUGCAUUCUUGGUGGCCACCUGGGCUACAGAUGGGAGGGAGUCAGAAUCAUCACUUCUAAGAGAUUUGCAAAGAGCAGCAGGCCUGGGGUGUGGAGAGGGGUGUAGGACCCUGCGUGCUCACCUGCCAAGCCUUCCAGUGGCCCUGUUGUCACAGAUACCAGCUCAGUUGUGCUGUGGUCUCGUGUGACACAGGAAGCCGUAUAGUCACCAUCAAUACUUGAGCUUGCUUCUAAACCAGUCUAGACCAGAGGGCUGGUUAAGGUGAAGAACAGGGGUGGGGUUGGGGCACGAAUACUGGUGGCCAGGGACGACAGCAGAGCAGCAGUCAGGGAAGAGGCCCCAGCACCAGACACGACUCACAGGGCUCGUGGAACAGGGCCCCAACCCUCAGGGCUGAUGACAAAUAAACUCCAGGGCUCCCUGGAGAGAUGCCAGGGGCCCUUCAAAACAUCAUACUAAAGCUUAAGAAGAAGACUUAGGCCUAAAGCUGUGUCCUUAGCCAAGUUCCUGGCACAGGCUUUUCCUAAUUAGCUUGUGUCCGGCUGGCCAACGUGCCAGACCUGAGAGCUUAAGGGGAAAGAGAGGGAGAGACAGAGAGAGAGAGAAAUAUAAAAAUGGCAGGGUGCCAAGACACUGAUACCAGGGUCAUGUGACUGCUGUCAGUAACUCCUACCCUUCUCCCCACGCACCAUAGAGCAUCCAGCAGCCUUUGAGAGGAGUCUGACAGUUUUCCAGAGUCCCUAGGUACAAUAAACUAACAUCACACAUACAAGAUCAUGUCUCGUGACCGCAGAUUUGGCUCAAGCUCCGUUUCAGUAUAGGAGAGUUGACAGAGAUGGCUGCAUGCCAGAAAGACCUACACCUGCCCCAGCCUAGGUCUGUUUGGGGCGACCAUAAAAGCUAAGUGUUCUGUGCCUCCUCAGCCCACAGUAUUUCCCCGUUUGAUCUGAAAUUCUGGAUUCCCACGGCUUGGACUGGAACAAGCUAAGCCCAGCUCCCCUUACUAAGGAGAGCUGUAUUUUUGUAUUGUCUUCUCUCUUAUGCCAAGUAUCCCUGUGUUGGACUGUGAGGUGGGUUUAUGUAGUGACAUCAGUCUGCAAAUAAAACAAAGUAACCAAUCACA
This is a messenger RNA of Apodemus sylvaticus (European woodmouse), 3067 nucleotides long. RefSeq names its product G protein-coupled receptor 68 (gene Gpr68). Gene Ontology annotation, biological process: G protein-coupled receptor signaling pathway; cellular response to pH. Lineage: Eukaryota; Metazoa; Chordata; Mammalia; Rodentia; Muridae. The coding region runs from base 575 to 1702 and encodes 375 amino acids. The record is from RefSeq and is a predicted model, not a curated record. The transcript has 2 exons. Gene Ontology annotation, molecular function: G protein-coupled receptor activity. Gene Ontology annotation, cellular component: membrane.